AUGGAACCUUGUAGUCUCCAACACUCUACGGCCCUUUAUACACAAUCCGGUGAAGCGAGAGCCACCGUUGAGCCAAAGAAAACCGCAAAACCGGCUGCUCCGAUAUUUCUGUCUGUCAUGGCUUCUUUCGGCAUCUCGCCUUUGAUGCAUGAGCUCUUGUUUUACUAUGUCACUCGCGCGCGUCCCUCGGGGGAAAUGAUGUGCUUCUAUCUCCUACAUGGUUUGAGCUUGGCAAUUGAACUGAAGGUGAAGAAGGCGCUGGCUCAUAGGGUGCGGAUUCCCCCAGCAGUUUCAGGGUUGUUGAAAAUGUCGUUUUUGAUUGUCACCAACCAUUGGCUAUUUUAUCCUCACCUAUACAGAACUGUGGCGGACGCAAGGACUUUAGAGGAGUCUGCAAGAAUGGUGGAGUUUGUGAAGGCUAACAUUUCCAGAUUUAUGAAGAGGAUGGGUGUGUUGGGAUUACUUUGUGCUUCUACUUGGUCCAUACAUAGGGCAGCUAUAUUUGUAGUAUUGGGUAUGAUUUUGAACCUGGGAGUGGUGUGUAAUGGAGGCAAAACUAGCACUUUUGUUAGGCAAAUUGACAGAGGCUUGGAUAUGCCUCUUGACAGUGAUGUGUUUAAAGUCCCUCCAGGCUACAAUGCACCUCAACAAGUUCAUAUAACGCAAGGCGACCGUCAUGGGAAGGGUGUGAUUGUGUCAUGGGUGACUGUGGAUGAACCAGGUUCCAGUACUGUGCUUUACUGGAGUGCAAAUGGGAAGCAAAUGAAGGCUGAGGGAAAAGUUAAAACCUAUAACUUCUACAAUUACACUUCUGGUUACAUUCACCACACCACAAUCAAAAAACUAAAGUUCAAUACCAAAUAUUACUAUGUCGUUGGAAUCGGCCACACUGAGCGGCAGUUCUGGUUUGUAACUCCUCCUAAAGUUGGUCCAGACGUCCCUUACACCUUUGGUCUCAUAGGGGAUCUGGGUCAGACCUUUGAUUCAAACAAGACACUAACCCAUUAUGAGAGAAAUCCAUUGGAAGGAGAAAUGGUUUUAUUUGUUGGUGACCUCUCGUAUGCGGAUGACUACCCUGAUCAUGAUAAUGUCAGAUGGGAUACAUGGGGAAGAUUCACAGAGCGAAGUGUUGCUUAUCAACCUUGGAUAUGGACUGCAGGGAAUCAUGAAAUUGAUUUGGCCCCUGAAAUUGGUGAAACAAAAUCGUUUAAGCCUUACACGCAUCGGUAUCAUGUCCCAUAUAAAGCAUCAGGAAGUACUGCUCCUUAUUGGUACUCAAUCAAGAGAGCUUCAUCCUACAUCAUUGUCUUAGCUUCAUAUUCCGCAUAUGGUAAAUACACUCCUCAGUACCUAUGGCUUGAGCAAGAGCUAUCAAAAGUUAAUAGAAGUGAGACACCAUGGUUAAUUGUCUUAAUGCAUUCCCCAUGGUAUAAUAGCUAUAACUAUCACUAUAUGGAAGGAGAAAGCAUGAGAGUGAUGUUUGAGCCCUGGUUUGUACAGUACAAAGUCGAUGUGGUAUUCUCUGGUCAUGUCCAUGCCUAUGAACGAUCUGAACGCAUAUCCAAUGUUGCAUAUAACAUUACAAAUGGUAAUUGCAUUCCUGUGAAAGAUCAAUCUGCUCCUGUGUAUAUUACCAUUGGGGAUGGAGGAAAUCUUGAAGGCUUAGCAACCUCCAUGACAGAGCCACAGCCCGAGUACUCGGCCUAUCGAGAGGCCAGCUUUGGUCAUGCCAUUUUUGACAUCAAGAACCGAAGCCAUGCUUAUUUUGGCUGGCACCGUAAUCAAGAUGGAUAUGCUGUAGAAGCUGAUUCUAUGAUGUUCUUGAAUAGACACUUUCUUCCUCUUGAUGAUUCCACAAGUGCUUGA
Molecule: messenger RNA, 1866 nt
Organism: Fragaria vesca subsp. vesca
Lineage: Eukaryota; Viridiplantae; Streptophyta; Magnoliopsida; Rosales; Rosaceae
Product: purple acid phosphatase 2-like
Exons: 9
Coding region: 1-1866 (621 amino acids)
Molecular function (GO): acid phosphatase activity; metal ion binding
Source: RefSeq, a predicted model, not a curated record